UGUGCUGGCAUGGGUUCAAUCCCUGGAGCCCGAAUUACCCUGAGCCACGGGCACAGUCAAAAAAUAGUUGAUAACAGUUAAUGUAUCAUGAAAUGAUACAGUAAUUUUAUGGCUCUAUCAAUUUCUAUCUAAAACUAUGUAAAAUCAAAGAAAAUGACCUUAAGGGAUAUGCACCAAAUAGGAACUCAGAAUUGGGAGAGGAUGAGGAUUGCUCAGAGGGGAUGUCAGUUUUAUCUGCAGUGUUUGAAUUUUUGAAAAGGGAAAUGUAUUCCUAUACUGCUUGUGUAAUUAAGGAUUACAAGUAUAAUUAAGAAUUUCAUAUACAAUUAAACAUUAAUUUUAAAAUGUAGGCACCAGUCUUUAUUUCCCCAAGAUCAUUUAUAAAUCAAUUUUCUUUUCUGUCUAUUAAUAACUCAGCUACCACUUACUAGAUGACAGUCCCUUCUGUCAUUCUGGCUUCUAUUUUUACUCCUCUCUGCCACCUCUGGACCUUCUCUUUCCAUCUGUGAUAUUGUGAUUGGGAAAUUAAAUUCAAGUGAGGACAAAAGAAAAGUGCUUCUGAAUUUAAGCAGCUCGGGUGUUUACCUUUUCCCUGUUCAAAUGUGUGCACAGAACCUCUUCUCUCUUAAUGCUCUGAGGAAAUUGGUGAGAAACAAGAUGACAGUAUCACCCGGGGAGCCUGCACAAGCACACAUUUUUGGCGGCUCUGUUCUUUGGGGACAUUGUGAAGUAAUGAUAUAUCUCUUCCCUAGCCUGGUGACUAGAAAAUGUGAGUCUCAGAGUUCCCAUCAUGGCUCAGUGGAAACGAAUCUGACUAGCAUCCAUGAGGAUGCAGGUUCAAUCCCUGGCCUUGCUCAGUGGGUUAAGGCUCCUGCAUUACCAUGAGCUGUGGCGCAGGCUGAUGAUUUGGGCUGGUGUGGCUGCGAUUUGGGCUGGUGACUACAGAUCCGAUUUGACCCCCAGCCUGGGAACCUCCAUAUGCCACUGGUGUGGCCCUAAAAAGACCAAAAAAAAAAAAAAAAAAGAAAAAGGAAAAAGAAACUGUGAGUCUUACAUGAGACCAGUAUCUCCCGAAGAAUGCAUGUGAUGCCCUGUAUAAUUCUUGAAGGACUCGGUCUUCGAGUCGGAGGUGAGAACCCCCAGGCAUCAUGGACAAAUGUAAAGAAAACUGCAUUUCGGGGCUUAAGACUACAAUUCCACCGGGUGAUGAUCCAAAACGCGUUCCAGGGACCCAGCACUUUCCAGCUCAGAAUCCGCCUUCUGCAAACAGCGGCCAGGCUCAGCGGAUCUUAUGUCCUUCAAAUUCCUCACAGCGCCUUCCUUUGCACGCGCAGAAGCUUGUCUCCAGCCAUAAACCAGCUCAGAAUCUGAAGCAGAAGCAGUUGCAGGCAACCAGUGGCCCUCGUCCUGUCUCCAGGCCUCUGAGUAACACCCAGCAGGGUGAGCAGCCCCAGCCGGCAGCGCCUGGAAAUAAUCCUGAAAAGGAAGUGGCAUCAAGACAGAAAAAUGAAGAAUCAAAAAAAAGACAAUGGGCUUUGGAAGAUUUUGAAGUUGGUUGCCCGCCGGGUAAAGGAAAGUUUGGUAAUGUUUAUUUAGCAAGAGAAAAACAAAGCAAGUUUAUCCUGGCUCUUAAAAUAUUGUUUAAAGCUCAGCUGGAGAAGGUAGGAGUUGAACAUCAUCUGAGAAGAGAAGUAGAAAUACAGUCCCACCUUAGGCAUCCAAAUAUUCUCAGACUGUAUGGUUAUUUCCAUGACGCUACCAGAGUUUACCUGAUCCUGGAAUAUGUACCUCUCGGAGCUGUCUACAGAGAACUUCAGAAACUGUCAAAGUUUGAUGAGCAGAGAACUGCUGCUUAUAUCACAGAGUUGGCAAAUGCCCUGUCUUACUGUCACUCAAAGAGAGAUAUUAAGCCAGAGAACCUGCUCCUUGGAUCCGCUGGAGAGCUUAAGAUUGCCAAUUUUGGGUGGUCGGUCCAUGCCCCAUCCUCCAGGAGAACCACCCUCUGCAGCACCCUGGACUACUUGCCCCCCGAGAUGAUCAAAGGCCAGAUGCACGACGAGAAGGUGGAUCUCUGGAGCCUGGGGGCACUUUGCUAUGAAUUCCUGGUUGGGAAGCCCCCCUUUGAGGCAAACACGUACCAAGAGACCUACAAAAGGAUAUCCCGGGUGGGAUUCACCUUCCCUGACUUGUUGAAGCACAAUCCCAGCCAAAGGCCCACCCUCAAGGAGGUACUCGAACACCCCUGGAUCACCGCCCAUUCCAAACCAGCAAGUUGUCACAAAAAAGAAUCCACCAGCAAACAACCCUAAGAACCUUUGCGGGUAGAAAUCCUGAGCCAGGGCUGCUGUGUAAUCUGUCUGCAACCAGCCACUGACCUGUCCUCUGCUG
Messenger RNA from Sus scrofa (pig), 2388 nucleotides. The record is from RefSeq and is a predicted model, not a curated record. NCBI's taxonomy places the organism in Eukaryota, Metazoa, Chordata, Mammalia, Artiodactyla, Suidae.